AUGGCUUCUGAGGAAACCUUAGUCAUCCUAGGCCUUUUGGUCAUGGCUUCUCUCAUACCCUCUCACGUCGCUGCUAGGGACCUUGCUGAUACUCACUCAAUGUCUUCUAUAACCGGUGCGAAAAAGGACAUGAGUGAUACCAAACAUGGAGAAAACCCAAGCAGUACCAGCGUUGUUGGGGUCUGUUCAACAUCAAAUUGCUUCGAUGGGGGUCUUCCUGGCUAUGGCAGCCCUUCAUGGAAGUGGGGUACGCCUGGUGGUGCUGGUUAUGGUGACGGACCUGGGGAUGGUGCACAUGGAAAGGACGGGCAUGGUGGUGAUUACGGUGUCGGAGCUGGAGGUGGUGGACCAGGUGAUUAUGGGGGCGGGCAUGGAGGUUAUCAACCUGGCGAUGGUGGACCAGGUGAUUACGGAGGCAGGCAUGGAGGUUAUCAGCCUGGCGGUGGUGGACCAGGUGAUUAUGAAGGUGGGCAUGGAGGUGGUGGACCAGGUGAGUAUGGAGACGGGCAUGGAGGUUAUAAGCCUGGCGGUGGUGGACCAGGUGAUUAUGAAGGCGGGCGCGGAGGUGGUGGACCAGGUGACUAUGGAGGUGAUAAGCCUGGUAGGGGCGGACAUGGAGGUGGUGGACCAGGUGAUUACGGAGGCGGUGGACCAGGUGACUAUGGAGGUGAUAAGCCUGGUAGGGGCGGACAUGGAGGUGGUGGACCAGGUGACUAUGGAGGCGGAGGUGGAGGUGGCUAUCCAGGCGGUUACGGUGGUGAGCCUGGCGGAGGUUACGGUGUUGGCGUUAAGAGCUAUCCUAAAGACCAUAAUUAG
This is a messenger RNA of Sphenostylis stenocarpa, 816 nucleotides long. NCBI's taxonomy places the organism in Eukaryota, Viridiplantae, Streptophyta, Magnoliopsida, Fabales, Fabaceae. The record is from the annotation of a GenBank genome assembly.